This is a messenger RNA of Zychaea mexicana, 1810 nucleotides long. RefSeq lists its product as uncharacterized. Gene Ontology annotation, molecular function: tRNA (uridine) methyltransferase activity. Lineage: Eukaryota; Fungi; Mucoromycota; Mucoromycetes; Mucorales; Lichtheimiaceae. The record is from RefSeq and is a predicted model, not a curated record. The coding region runs from base 190 to 1770 and encodes 526 amino acids. The transcript has 13 exons. Gene Ontology annotation, biological process: tRNA methylation.
CCUGUUUCUUCCUUCUUCUUUUACGUUGACCAUGGUGGUUGAAUCAUGCAACAGUCUUGUUCUUGAUGGAAGAUCCGUUUAGUAGUAUCGCAAAUGAGCUGAGAAAGGGGGACUUCUUUUUGACAACAGGCAGCUCCUCAAUUUUAUUUUGUUUUCUAACCUAUUCACGCACACGGUGACAACGAAACAAUGACUGACGCAGACACUGAUAUAGUAGAUCCUCAUGCGCUGUUUAUGCAAUUCGCACCAGAUCUAUACUUUGAUGCACCUAAGCAAUCCAACGGCGAUCCCGCAUUCCGAACAGUAGCAGACGUUGAAGAAAUGUGGUACACCGUGGCGGAACAGUCAGUACCCACCUCCAUACUACCGUUUUGGAAGACAAUUAAAACGUGGACAAACGAGCCGCACUUGCUGAUCCCCCCUGUGGAGAAGGCCGAAAUUCUAUCCAUGACUGCCACUGCAUCAAACGACAACGAUCAAAUAAUACGACGCAAGUUGAUACCCAAACGAAAAGCCAAAGACGCACCUCUGGCCGAAGAUGUUGAAUAUCAUGGCUAUAACGGUGAUAAAAGUCGCGGACGUGUCAUCUAUAGACCAGUUGUGCCACCUGAAAAGACAGUAGAAACGACACUGCCGUUCUAUUAUCCAAAGGUGAAAGCAUAUAGUUUCGUGUACGACGCCACUUGUCUGCCAAGAAGCCAAGACAACGACGACGACGACGGUGAUCAUGACCGUAACAUAGAAAUUCAAGGAACAUUGCGUUUACAGAUUCUUCCCAUCGACGAUCAUCAACCAGCUAUUACAGAUGUUAAAAUGCAAUAUGCGCUCAGAACGAUCUUACACAAACUUUUCAAAUGGUGCAUCCAAACCCGCCUUGGGUACCAAAAAAGAGCACAACACGAUACGCUAGUCCCAAAAGAGACGUAUGUGAACAUGUACCAGCACCUCAAAGCAAAAUAUGCCAGUGACUUGGUUAGCAACUGGACCGAAAAGACGGAUCCACAAAAGUUUGUAUUUGAAGAUAUUGCAAUUGCCAGCUAUCUCAUUUGUUUGUGGCAACAAGAAGAACGGAAGCCUACUUUUGUUGAUUUGGGGUGCGGAAAUGGUCUGUUGACUUAUCUUUUGACGAGUGAAGGAUACCAGGGAUAUGGGAUUGACGUCGCAGAAAGAAAGAUAUGGGCGAAAUUACGCAAUGGCAAGCAUGAUCAGUUACGAGUGGAGGCACUUUAUCCAGCACAGGCAGUUUAUCCGGGUACAGAUUGGCUAAUUGGGAACCACGCAGAUGAGCUUGUGCCAUGGAUUCCUUUGAUGGCCGCAAAAUCAGGGGCACAAUGCAAAUUCAUGGUGAUCCCGUGCUGCUUUUAUGGCCUAGACGGUACUAAACGGCUCGUGCUCAAUACAAGUGCCAACGAUAGUGACAGCAGUAGGGACAAGGAAGAGGAGGAGGAGAAGAAGAAGAAGAAGAUGACCGGUGGUGGCAGCGGGGGCGGAAAAUACAAGGCAUACACACGUUACGUUAAAGACAUUGCCACACAAUGUGGCUUCCAGGUGGAACAAGAUCAUCUUCGUAUCCCGAGCACAAAGAACAUUGCCGUGGUGGGAAGGAAACGACUGGAUCCAUCGUUAGCGUCGUCUGCUGAUCGCAUGGCAGCCGCCAUCCGAGCGAUAGAGACGGCCGGAUCAGCGUUUGUGCCUCGCAAGAAUGAUCGCGACAAAGAGCUUGAGCGUCGAGAACGUAAAAGAUCAAAAAUAGAAAAAAGCACUACUUGAACGUCCGGGUUCCUAAAAUAAAAUUUUCGUUCCCGCAACA